AAGACGUGGAAUUGGUCUAUAUCGACGAACCAGUCUUCCACAAGUCGUUGCGCAUCGAAAGUCAUCUUCAGGAACCACUCCGGUCAGAACUUAUCUCGUUUCUCAAACAGAAUCCCGAUGUUUUUGCCUGGAAUCACGAGGAUAUGAAGGGCAUCGACCCCGGUGUCGCUAGCCACAAACUAAACCUCGAUCGAACUGUCCGGCCUGUUGUACAAAAGAGAAGGAAACUGGGGCCGGAUCGUCAGAAGGCAUUGGAAGAAGAAGUCAAAAAACUCAUCGACAAUAAGUUCAUCAAGGAAGCCCAAUACCCGACGUGGGUCUCAAAUCCUGUUCUUGUCAAAAAGAGCAACGGGUUAUGGAGGUUGUGUAUUGAUUUUUCCGACCUCAAUAAGGCAUGCCCAAAGGACAGUUAUCCACUUCCUCACAUAGAUUAUAUGGUUGAUGCCACGUCGGGACAUGAGUUGAUGAGUUUCAUGGACGCUUACUCCGGCUACAAUCAGAUUCCGAUGGAUCCCGAGGACUCUGAACACACUUCAUUCUAUUCGACCCGAGGUCUGUAUUGUUAUACUAUGAUGCCGUUCGGACUAAAGAACGCCGGAGCCACAUAUCAAC
Messenger RNA from Striga hermonthica, 612 nucleotides. The record is from the annotation of a GenBank genome assembly. Lineage: Eukaryota; Viridiplantae; Streptophyta; Magnoliopsida; Lamiales; Orobanchaceae.